AUGUGGUUUCCCUGGACUUUAUGGGUGCGUGCCCACAGUCUGCUCAAGAACAUCUCUGAUUACAGUCAUCAGCAAGUCGAGGUAGCACUACGGUAUUAUUGCAUUGGAAAACGCGCAACAGACAAGUUUCAGAGAAACAGUCAAGAAAAGAAGUCAGUUAUUUGUAUAGAAGGAAACAUUGCUAGUGGGAAGACCACCUGUUUGGAGUACUUUUCUAAAACAAGCAAUAUUGAGGUUGUCACAGAGCCUGUUUUUAAAUGGAGAAAUGUACAAGGUCACAACCUUCUGGGUUUGAUGUAUCAGGAUCUUUCAAGGUGGAGAAUCACAUUGGAGACAUAUAUCCAAUUAACCAUGCUGGAUCUGCAUACUUCACCACAUAUUAUGCCUGUUCAAAUUAUGGAGAGAUCAAUUUACAGUGCUAAGUACAUAUUUGUUGAAAAUCUUUAUAGAAGAUUUUGCAUUGUUUGCAAGAUAUAA
Messenger RNA from Protopterus annectens (West African lungfish), 477 nucleotides. RefSeq names its product thymidine kinase 2, mitochondrial-like. Lineage: Eukaryota; Metazoa; Chordata; Ceratodontiformes; Protopteridae. The record is from RefSeq and is a predicted model, not a curated record. Gene Ontology annotation, molecular function: deoxynucleoside kinase activity. The coding region runs from base 1 to 477 and encodes 158 amino acids. The transcript is spliced from 2 exons. Gene Ontology annotation, cellular component: cytoplasm; mitochondrion.